This is a messenger RNA of Osmia lignaria (orchard mason bee), 2467 nucleotides long. It is a transcript of the gene Dd, whose product is annotated as CTD nuclear envelope phosphatase 1-like protein dullard. The record is from RefSeq and is a predicted model, not a curated record. Gene Ontology annotation, molecular function: phosphatase activity. NCBI's taxonomy places the organism in Eukaryota, Metazoa, Arthropoda, Insecta, Hymenoptera, Megachilidae.
AUAUUGCCUACUUAUUCGCGAACAAUACGAUAUAGUAUACUGUAUAUAGUAUAUCGAAAAGUCAGCAUAUUACGCCAUCUUUAUGGGAAAUAAAAUUGACCGCGUUGUUUUGAUCAUUUACUAUAGCAAAUACCGAAUGAAACACUUUGAUACUAAUAUCAUACGACCGUUAUUUGCGCUUUCUUCGAAGGGAAGAAAAUAAUAACGCUUUACUGACCAUCCUCACCUCCUUUCUGUACUAAAUCUAAUAAUAUAUCCAUCGGUGUGCACAGUAUCUAACAAGUCGUAUUACCGGCGUUUUUUGUAACUUGUAAUUUCUGCAAUUUUUGUUCCGUACGUUUGUCAAAAUUCGAAGAUACUAAUUUUUCAAAUUUAAAAUUUCUUUGCAACUCCUUGAAUGAUGCUUAAGGAAUCUCCUACCAUCGGUUCUAUCCAGAUGUACCGAGCAAUGUUUCCGAUCGUUUGGAUCGCCCCGUUUCUCGAUAUUCCCUUGUGCAAUAAGUUUGAUGAAAAUCCAAAAGUGCACGCAGCGCAAGUAAAAUAGAAUUUUGAGAAGAUUCAUGCGCGUUAGUGCAGCGUAUGGAAAAAUUGGGUCGAUGUGCGAAAGAUGGCGGCUAAUGCGUGCUGUGUGUAAGAAAGAUUCGUACUUCCGUAAAUUUUCGCCAAAACAUGAGAAAAUAUGGAAAAACUGAUGUACACGUGUACGGCGCUACUAUACGCGAAAGGUUCAUAGUAUGUUUAUGAAUAUUCAGAUUCUAUGUUUCCUGUUCACGUAAGAGACGUUUGUUUACGGGAAAGUUUGUAUAAUACUUCAACGCGAGGUGAAGUGCUGUAAGGGAAAAAAGGGACCCUAACUUAGACGAGACUGGAGAUAAAGUGUUGCCGGACUUCGGCCCGGUGAGAAGAACAGUAGAGAUGCUGAAGCAAUUGCAGAUGGGGAUGAGAGCUUUCCUCUUGAUGGCCUCCCGUGUGUGGACAUGCGUCUGCUUUCUCCUCAAGAAGCAGGUUAGAGCCAUAUCACAAAUGCAACCUGUUAAAUAUGAGAUCUUCCCAUUAUCUCCACUAUCAAGGCAUAGGCUUAUAUAUUGCAGGUAUAGUUAAGAGGAAAGUAUUAGUAUUGGAUUUAGAUGAAACAUUAAUUCAUUCUCAUCACGAUGGAGUAGCAAGGCCCACAGUUAGGCCUGGUACACCUCCAGAUUUUAUUCUUAAAGUGACAAUAGACAGACAUCCAGUUAGAUUUUUUGUUCACAAAAGACCACAUGUAGACUUUUUUUUAGACAUUGUUAGUCAAUGGUAUGAGCUAGUGGUCUUCACUGCUUCCAUGGAAAUCUAUGGAGCAGCUGUUGCAGAUAAGUUAGAUAACAACAGGGGUAUUUUAAGGCGCAGAUAUUAUAGACAACAUUGUACACCAGAAAUGGGUUCCUAUACUAAAGAUCUGUCUGCUAUUUGUUCAGAUCUAGCAUCAGUCUUUAUACUUGAUAAUAGCCCAGGAGCCUACAGAGCUUAUCCACAUAAUGCAAUACCAAUAAAGUCAUGGUUUAGCGACGCGGGAGAUACUGCUCUAUUAAGUUUACUUCCAGUUUUGGAUGCACUACGUUUCACGCAAGACGUGCGGUCCGUUCUUUCAAGAAAUUUACAUUUAGAUCAUACAUGGUAGCAUAGUCUGGAUUAAUUAAUAUAUUAGAUUUAUUAGAGAUUGAACUACAAAAACAGAUUAGCGUGUUUAACCUAGGAUUAUUAUUGUUACUGAUAAUAGACGUUAGGAUGCUGCCUGAAUUAUGAGACAAUGAUCCCUUGACCCUGUCCUCAUUUUCUACGCUCGUUAAACAAAAACGGAACCAUAGCGAGUAAGUUUCAAAAAGGGAGUGGGACCUUCAACCAAACUAUUUAUGUCAGCACAAAAAACAUCGUGGAAUAUUUUCGUUACGUUCAUGUGUGGGCAAUAAUAUAAGUGUAUACGUAUAUACAUAUACACAACACACACAUGUAUAUCAUGAUUUCUUAAAAAUAAUGUAUUUGCCAAAGAUCGUGAUUUCGAAGUAACGUAGAUUUAUAUCUCUCCGAAUAAUUUUGUUCUAAGUAAAACUAUAUUGAACAUUUUAAGUACUUUGCCACACAUGAUAAAGAAAAGUGUUAUAUUUUUUGAACGAAUUAUUUCUGUUAUAUAUAAUAUUAUUAAAUCUAGGGUAUAGUGUAACGAAAAGGAAAAAAAAAAACAGACAAAAGAAAAGAAAAUAUACUAAGUCACUUUAAGCGGACUUGGCUGUAACUCACUGUAUCAGUGAGGCAGCUAUCCUGAUUAUAUCUAAUAAUAAAAGGAAGUAUUAAAAAAUUACAAAGAGGCGAUUUGAUUUCAUCAGAUUUUUGAGAAGAUUAGAAUUAUUUAAAAUACGAUGUACGAUGUUAAUACGUCAGAAACAUAGGCGAAUAAAGUUACAGUAAAAAAAAAAAAGAAAAGGAAAACAAU